Molecule: messenger RNA, 159 nt
Organism: Peronospora matthiolae
Lineage: Eukaryota; Oomycota; Peronosporomycetes; Peronosporales; Peronosporaceae
Source: the annotation of a GenBank genome assembly
AUGGGAUUGGCACAGUGUGUGGCCUCGAGUAUGCUCUGGCCGUUCUCUCGAGAGGCAGUUGUCUUGCGCUCGGCAAAUCAGGUGGCUCUCGAUAAGCGAGAGCUGGGGCAGAUUUGUGAGCCGAGCGUUUGCUCGCUUCCAACUGCUACCGGACACUGA